Messenger RNA from Ornithodoros turicata, 684 nucleotides. RefSeq lists its product as uncharacterized. Gene Ontology annotation, molecular function: nucleic acid binding. Gene Ontology annotation, biological process: DNA integration. The transcript is spliced from 2 exons. The record is from RefSeq and is a predicted model, not a curated record. Lineage: Eukaryota; Metazoa; Arthropoda; Arachnida; Ixodida; Argasidae. Bases 1 to 684 code for a protein of 227 amino acids.
AUGGAGGUGUACUCCGACAAUGGUCCUCAGUUCCUUUCUAAAGAAUUCAGGGACUUCGGUACAUUAUUCGAUUUCGUUCAUGUCACCUCAAGUCCAAGAUUCCCAAGAUCUAGCGGACUCGCUGAAAAGGGGGUGCAAAUCGUCAAAAGGAUCCUCAAGAAAAGCACUUAUGCUAACACCAACUUCUUCCUAGGCCUGCUAAACUACCGGACGACGCCGCUGGAAGACGGGAACUCCCUGGCAGACAUACUGAUGGGUCGACGACUACGGUCCCGCCUACCAGACUUCGGAAGUGCUUCACAGGUGGACGUCCGAAAGCAUCGACAGAAUGGUGCUUGGACCGUCAAAGCGAAAGUGCAAGACCGCUUGGCACCGAGGUCCUACAAAGUCGUCACGGAGGACAAUAAAGUACUGCGAGGGAAUCGGCAGCACCUGCUUCCAACCUCUGAGCACUGCGUUCGGACAACACCAGCCAUGGGUGAUCUUUCAUGCACAGGAAGCAAGCCAUUCAGCGAAGUACUGACAGGAUCCAGCGGUCUCGAGCAGGCAGCUCCCAGCACAUCUGGUGCAUCUUCCAGGGACUCAGCCCCAUUGUUAACGAAAGACAGUGUAACUACGCAAGGACUGUCCCUGCGACGAUCGACCAGGACAAGACGUCCGCCGGACAGAUUGAUGUUUACAUAA